Molecule: messenger RNA, 873 nt
Organism: Penicillium hordei
Lineage: Eukaryota; Fungi; Ascomycota; Eurotiomycetes; Eurotiales; Aspergillaceae
Product: Threonyl/alanyl tRNA synthetase SAD
Exons: 5
Coding region: 1-873 (290 amino acids)
Source: RefSeq, a predicted model, not a curated record
AUGAUCUUUCUGGACGGCAGGUGGAAAUGUCCACACGCAGGUUGUCGAACAACCUACUUGAACCCUGUCUUCGAUUCGCUCUCCGAUGGUGAUACAGAAGCACCCAGAGAUGGAGACCAAGGGAGUGAAGCCGAGGAUAAUGAGAAUCCUGAGGAUGAAGAAGAUGGUGCCGAGGACGGAGAAGACGAAGAAGACGGAGAUCACAGCAGUGAAUCUGAGUACGACGUUGAGAAUUCCGAUGAUGUUGAACCGACCGCAGAAUCGGCAGUUGCGUGGCUGGGCAGUCUGUCAAAAGACCAAAAGAUUCUCAGAGAAGCUGCUCGAUCUGAAGGCCUGUUCCACCUCGGCCUCAAGUGCCCAGGGCCGGAAAUGGUCGUUGGCGGAUUAGUGCUUGGCACAAAGGUGUGCCCACGGAGCGCAAUAAUCUCGUUCGAGGCGGGUGCCAACUUCACCCAAGAGGGGACCUUAAACGCAAGCAGGUGGUCGAAAGAUUCCAAGAAGGAAUGGCUCCAGCAAGAAGGCUUCCACGACAUUCUCCCCGGUGACGAGAAUGCAUGUUUACUCUACCACGAGUUCUGUGCCAACUUGCAGAGAGUAAUAGGGAAGACUUGCCACCGAGGGAGGGCGUUCCCUCUAAAACUGCCUGUAGUCUUUCCCUUACUUUUCGGCGAGGAGGACCCUCUGUCCGGCAAGAACCAUCACGCGCUCAUCGACGCCAAGCAGCUGUGUCGGAUGGCUAAGGUCUUUAUAGACCUUUGCAAACCCCCUGGGCAGCGGCUGGGAGUUGAUAAGCUGCGCUCGGGCAAGAGGGAGCGGAAGACUGAGGAGUUUCUCUCUUCCAUGCGCUUAAACAAGAGGCUAAAGAGGUCUUGA